This is a messenger RNA of Aureobasidium pullulans EXF-150, 1889 nucleotides long. RefSeq names its product general substrate transporter. Gene Ontology annotation, cellular component: membrane. The transcript is spliced from 7 exons. The record is from RefSeq and is a predicted model, not a curated record. The coding region runs from base 194 to 1801 and encodes 535 amino acids. Gene Ontology annotation, biological process: carbohydrate transport; transmembrane transport. NCBI's taxonomy places the organism in Eukaryota, Fungi, Ascomycota, Dothideomycetes, Dothideales, Saccotheciaceae. Gene Ontology annotation, molecular function: carbohydrate:proton symporter activity.
UAGGAUCAGUCGACGAUCACCAGGUCUUAGACAGUUACCGGAUGAAGGUCCUCAGGUAAGAGAGCAUGGCAUUAUACCAAGUACUUUGUACUGGUCAUGGCAGCGUAUUUAAAGUGCUCGGGCGCCUGUAUGGAAGCAAUCUCAGUCCCUCAUCUCUCUCAUUCUUUCCAAUUCAUCACAACGUCCAUCCGUCAUGGAUCUCAAAAAGGAUGGUGUUACUCACGUCGAUGAUCUGGACAACGAAUUUCGUCAAGCCAAAGAUGCCGUCCAAUUGUCAGAGGAAGUCGUACACGUCAAGCAGAGUCCAUGGAAGAUAGGCAUGCUCCGUCUUUAUGGCUGUUUGACCAUUGCAUACCUCUGUGGUUGUCUGAACGGAUACGAUGGUAGCUUGAUGGGUGGAUUGAACGCUAUGAAAACGUAUCAGGAUUACUUUAACAUGGAAUCUGCCGGAAGUAGCACUGGUAUCACUUUUGCGAUAUACAACAUCGGAUCGAUUCCAGCUGUCUUCUUUUGUGGUCCUGUCAACGACUAUUUCGGCCGUCGCGUCGGCAUGUUUACUGGAGCAAUCAUCGUUAUCAUUGGCACUUGCAUUCAAGCACCAUCAGUCAACAGGGGGAUGUUUCUCGCUGGCCGUUUUAUUCUCGGGUUUGGUGUAUCUUUCGCUUGUGUCAGCGCUCCAUGUUAUGUCUCUGAGAUGGCUCAUCCUGCAUGGCGCGGCACGUUGACUGGAUUGUAUAAUUGCACCUGGUACAUUGGCAGCAUAGUCGCUUCUUGGGUAAUUUAUGGAUGUUCGCAACAUAUCAGGACAGAUAUCAGCUGGCGCGCUCCUAUCUGGUGUCAGCUCAUCUCUUCAGUCAUUGUCGCCUUAGGUGUCUGGUUUCUACCAGAGAGUCCAAGAUGGCUUUGCGCUCAGGAUCGUAUGGAAGAGGCUACAAAGGUUCUGGCUCGCUACCACGGUGAAGGAGAUGAAUCACAUCCGAUCGUUGUCCUACAACUCAAAGAGAUGCAAAACCAAAUUCGACAAGACGCAUCCGAUAAAAAAGGAUGGGACUACUCAGAACUGGUGAACACUCAUUCAGCACGUCGAAGACUCAUCUGCGUACUAGGUAUGGCUUGCUUUGGUCAGUUGUCUGGCAACAGUGUCACCUCAUACUAUCUUCCGGUCAUGCUCGAGAAAGCUGGUAUCACUUCGGAGAGCACACAGUUGAUGUUGAAUGGUAUCUAUCCUGUCAUCUGCUUCUUCGGAGCGAUCCUCGGAGCCCGCAUGACCGAUGUCGUCGGUCGCAGGCCGCUGUUGCUUUACUCGAUUCUCUUCUGUUCGGGCUGUUUCGCAAUCAUUUGUGGUACUAGUAAGCUUGCGCAGCAAGACUCCGAUAACAAGUCGGCAGCCAACACCACUAUUGCCUUCAUCUACCUGUUCGGGAUCAUAUUCUCAUUCGGCUGGACGCCUCUUCAAAGCAUGUAUAUCGCAGAAACACUUUCUACCUCCACCAGAGCCAAAGGUACUGCGGUUGGAAACCUUGCCUCGAAUGUCAGCUCAGCUGUCAUUCAAUAUGGCUCAGGACCUGCUUUCCAGAAUAUCGGUGCAUACUUCUACCUUGUAUUCGUGUUCUGGGAUCUGAUCGAAUUUGGUGUCAUCUACCUUUACUGGCCAGAGACCAAGGAGCGCACCUUGGAAGAACUCUCUGAGGUGUUCGAGGCUAAGAAUCCUGUCAAGAAGAGUUUGGAGAAGAGAGGAGCUGCCACUGUGCUUAACACGCUUGAUGUUGAUGCUGCUGUGGUUGAGAAGAUGGAGCACUGAUAUGCUGCAGGCAAAAAUCGCCAAUAUUCACAAUGUUAGUAUGCUGUUAUGUGUCGAAACCUUAGUUGAUGUAUCGAAUCUAUGUCUG